UAAAACUUAGAAACCUCAGUGAGGCGUCGCAUGCGCAAGGACGCACUCGUUACCAUGUCAAGGAAGACGAGACCAGGAGAGGAUGUCGAGCUCAGUGAAGUGAAAGUGGAAACUAUGAGGAGCAAGAAACGAAGGGACCCUGACCAAGAAAUCUCUAUUAGUGACAAACCUGAUCUGAGAGUAACGAAAGCUUUAGACAAAUCCAAAAGCUAUGCAUAUGACAAUAAAGCUUAUAAUGGUAGUGUGACCAGUGUGAAUGUUGUGCGGUGCCACGGGAGCCACGACCCCCCCACAGGUGUUUACCGGGAGCAGUACUGGGCGUGCUCCAAGUGGUCGUGGCCGAAGAAGGCGGUGGCAAUAGGAGCUGGAGUGCUGCUCGGAGCCAGCAUUGUUCUGGUAACUGCCCUCCUACUUACCAUGAACGAACACGGCGAGGACACCUUCCCACAAAUGUUCCUGGCUUCAGCUCCCGACUAGUGAAGAGGAAGGAGAUCCAUUGUGGUUUACAGUUCACGAUAUUAAUCAUAAAGUGACUAUUUGAAAACUGUGAGUGUGUCGGUUUGAUGUGAAUUCCUUAUAAGUGUCAUAAGAGUGUCGAUGACCAGUUGGCUAGUGAGGCGUGAGGUCUAAUGAGGCCCUAUGAGAGGAACCCAUAGCUGUCAAAAAAUGCCAAAACAUAAAGACUGGGGUACUAGGGAUAAGAGCAAGAAGAGGAUAAACAUUUAUUCCACCAAGGAUGGGUCAGAGAGGUACAUUAAAUGUGACACCAGUUUCUCUAGUUUUAGGAAACAGAGAGUAAAGUUCCCUACGAAAAUGAGGAUCCUCCGUUGGGAUCUUCUAUCCAUGUUUAUUCGCAUGUAAACUUCACAUGUGCGAUGCAGGAUAUUUAUAACUUCGUCCAUUGAUUUGCUCGUCGAUAGUCUAUGUGCGACUUCUGUCAUCUGUCACUUGUCAGUGUGUCGCCACACAGUCAUGGUAUAAAGCCCCAAGUCAAAAAUGAAGAAACCUUCUAUUGGACAAGAGACCUUACGUCACAUUAGCACUUCCAGGAAGGCUGGAACUCUCACGUUGGUAUCUUGAAAUAGAUUUAAGUGAAUUGUGAUCUACGCCCUUGAAAUAAGUAUAAGACUGCAACAAUUUUUAAAUUUUUCGAACGAAAAUUUAAAGAAUUUUUAUUUUUAUAUGAUAAGCUAAACAAAUACACGCUACAGUGAUGUCGUUAGAUUAUUUUGAAGUUAUAAUAUUUAGGUUUUUUAUUAUUUGAGUAAAGACUAUUAACCUGAGUGUUCAUAAUCUCUCACGAGACAUUAGAAGCAGUGUGGUGGGUCUAUGUGCUACAUAAGCCGCUAAAUAUAAAGUAUAGAAGCUAA
Molecule: messenger RNA, 1370 nt
Organism: Spodoptera frugiperda (fall armyworm)
Lineage: Eukaryota; Metazoa; Arthropoda; Insecta; Lepidoptera; Noctuidae
Exons: 2
Coding region: 31-477 (148 amino acids)
Source: RefSeq, a predicted model, not a curated record